GAAAAAAUUUUCGUAAAAUAAUUUGUCGUGGGUUUGAAGAACACACAAAAAUUGUGCUCGGAAUUUUAUCAAAAGCAGCCGAGACGGGGGAAACUAUAGAUCUUCAAAGUCUAUUCCUUCGCUUCACUUUUGACGUCUUCACAAACAUUCUGACUAAUCCCGAGAACGUGGCAACCUUCGUCAUCGCAUUCGAACAUUUCCAAUCAGUAAUUAUGAAGCGUGCAUUUAAUCCUUUAUGGCCAAUUCUAGAAAUGUUCUCUGAGACUGGACGAAACAAUCGCAAAUAUCAUAAAAUACUUGAUGAUUUCGCGUGUAGUAUUAUUCGAGAACGACUACAGGAGCCUCCAAAGACAGAAAGUCCUACUGAUGUCUUGCAAUUGUUUAUGGAUGCUAAAAACGCUAACGAAGAAAGCUUGAAUGAUAAAGAAUUAC
Molecule: messenger RNA, 432 nt
Organism: Ambispora gerdemannii
Lineage: Eukaryota; Fungi; Glomeromycota; Glomeromycetes; Archaeosporales; Ambisporaceae
Source: the annotation of a GenBank genome assembly